Pseudogymnoascus destructans is the source of this 1572-nucleotide messenger RNA. RefSeq lists its product as uncharacterized. Bases 634 to 1437 code for a protein of 267 amino acids. The transcript has a single exon. The record is from RefSeq and is a predicted model, not a curated record. NCBI's taxonomy places the organism in Eukaryota, Fungi, Ascomycota, Leotiomycetes, Thelebolales, Thelebolaceae.
ACCGCAACUUACGGACUCCGUCCUUCCCCUCUGCCGCCUGCCGACUCCCGCGCGUCAACUAGAUAAGUUACUAGAGUACCAAGGUACGACUAUCCCGUAGUACUCGGGACUCGCAUUACUCUACUGACGGAAUUGCCGGAAUUGACGGAAUUGACGGAUUGUAAAAUCUAAAUCUAAAUAAAAUCCGGAAACAGCCAACACUAGAGUACGACGAUAUGCACGACAAUCUACACCAUUACGCAAGCGGUUUGGUUAUGUCUGGCGGUUAACACGAGGAGGGAGGAGAGGCUUGGCGCGCGGAUACUCGAAUUCUACAGUACCCCAGCCGUCGAUAAUAAAGACUCAUAUGACCGACGCCAUUCGAGGAUAAUAAAGACUCAUAUGGCCGACGCCAUUCGAGGCUGAAGCCUUGUUCAGCAGCAAAAAGUAGGACGUGAUGCGCUAUUGUUUUUCAUCCCCUCCCUGCAUGGCUCCAAUAUUCGUCGUCGCUUAAUCUGCCAGCCUUGCUACACUGUCUCUUCAGUUUGAGUAUAUAGCGCCAACUCCGCCCCAAAUAGGCUUCAGUUACUGAGGUCGAGUCGCUGUUGGGAUAUUUUGGCAUCAUCUCUAUUUCCGCUGCAAUCACCAGCAACGAUGUCAACCGUCACCAUCGUCAACGGCUUCAGCCCCCUCAACCGCUGGCUCCUCUACACCAGCUUCAUGCUCGCCCCCGCCCAAUUCUUCUCUGGCCUCGGCAACAACUGUCCCAGCAACUUUGGUUUCCUCGCCUACAACUGGUAUACCCAGAUCAUGUGGCUGAAUGCCAUUCAGGGCCAUCAGCUGCACGCCCUCUCCCUGCUGCCCGUACACUUUAACCUCCUCUUCGUCUUCACCUACCUCGGCGGCGUGACCUCGGGGAACUUGGCCAUGGGCAUCCUGCUGGGUCUUGGUACUGGGGGUGUGAUUAUUCUGAAUACGGUGGCGGCGUGGAUUAGUUGGGCGACGAACCAGCAGGAGGGGUAUGGGGUGUACCAGUUCUUUUUCUUCGGGUGGAGGACACUGAGCCCGGGGUGGCAUAAGUUCAUCCUCGUGUGGCAGAUCUCGGACUCGCUCUUUGCCUUGAACUGUCUCUAUUUGUCCAUUUACCUGCCGGUAAAGAUGGCCAAGUACACCAAGGAAGAGAUGGACAAGGUGCCGUGGUACUUGGGGAAAUUCCCCUUGAUCACAGUGGGCGCGGCGGCAGCGCUGUUGGUUGGAUGGCCAUUGAUUCUUUGGACGGAGCUGAUUGUGGCGAGGAAUAAGAUUGAGUCGGACACGGAUUGGAUUCCAGUGUGGCUGUUUAUCGCGCAGGCGGGCGCGAUGCUGAUGCCGGCCAGCUCGACGUAUUUUGGGUGUAUGAAGAGGGUAUUGAAGAAACCAAAGGCUGAUGGGGAUUUGAUAUUGGGAAGUGUGAAAUAGAUAGGUGAUGUGGUAAUACGUAUUUUAGUCUUGGAAAUGAUGGCAAUGGAUCUAACAGGUCUCUAUUCAAUGGAGAUUGAUCCCCAUAUAAGCAAAUGGCAUAGUAAUUAGAGACCGGACCCUCUCCUUUCGCCG